Molecule: messenger RNA, 7584 nt
Organism: Phyllostomus discolor (pale spear-nosed bat)
Lineage: Eukaryota; Metazoa; Chordata; Mammalia; Chiroptera; Phyllostomidae
Gene: NOTCH4
Product: notch receptor 4
Exons: 30
Coding region: 436-6441 (2001 amino acids)
Biological process (GO): regulation of developmental process; regulation of DNA-templated transcription; multicellular organism development
Cellular component (GO): membrane
Molecular function (GO): Notch binding; calcium ion binding; signaling receptor activity
Source: RefSeq, a predicted model, not a curated record
UCCAAAAACAAGCAUCCUCCCCUGGAAGAGGACUAGCAGAGCUCCCAUCACCCCACACAUCUGUUUCCAGGUCCUGACCUCCCAAAGCAGAGGCAGCCACCUCGCAAGUCCCAUGUCUAGAAAGGAGAGAGCACAUCAACAGAAGCCUGAGACUGUCUCCAGGGGCCCCACAGACCACUACUCCCCUCCCAUCACCUGCCCUCUAGCCACUCUGUCCUAUUCCUGGGAGCUGUCAGGGAUGGAAGGCCCCUCCCUCAUCCCCCUCAAAGUUCCUCCCCCCUGCUCCAUCACUAGGGUGUCCAGGAGGACAUUGUGUGACUCAGGAAACAGCUCAGACAUGAGACUUGCAGGCAGGCCAGGAGGAGGAAGAGGGCCUGUGGGAGCAGAGGAGGCGGCUCCUGACUUAGUGAGGGCUCUGUGGGGUCGGGCUCUGGAAUGCAGCCCCCUUCACUGCUGCUACUGCUGCUGCUGCUGCUGCUGCUGCUGCUGCUGCCCUGCUCUGUGGUGAAGACCAGAGGGCUGCCUUGCAGGAGUUUCUCAGAACCCUGUGCCAAUGGAGGAAGCUGCCUGAGCCUACCUCAGGGCCGAAACAUCUGCCAGUGUGCUCCCGGCUUCCUGGGUGAGACAUGCCAGUUUCCUGACCCCUGCCGGGAUGCCCAGCUCUGCCAGAAUGGGGGCAGCUGCCAAGCCCUGCUUCCGGCCCUCCCAGGCUCCCCCAGCACGCCCUCUCCUGUGACCACCAGCUUCCUCUGCAUCUGCCCCUCUGGCUUCACUGGAGAGAGGUGCCAGGCCCAGCUCAAGGACCCCUGUUCUUCCUUCUGUUCCAAAAUGGGCCACUGCCACAUCCAGGCGUCAGGACUCCCACAAUGCUCCUGCUUGCCUGGAUGGACAGGUGAGCAGUGCCAGCUUCGGGACUUCUGCUCUGCCAACCCCUGCAUGAACGGAGGGGUGUGUCUGACCACCUACCCCCAGAUCCAGUGCCACUGCCCACCUGGCUUCGAGGGCCACGCCUGCGAACAUGAUGUCAACGAGUGUUUUCAGGACCCAGGACCCUGCCCCAAGGGCACCACCUGCCAUAACACCCUGGGGUCCUUCCAAUGUCUCUGCCCCACUGGGCAGGAAGAUCUACGCUGUGACCUGUGGCCAGGACCCUGUCCCCCAACAGGCUGUCCCAAUGGGGGCACCUGCCAGCUGGUUCCAGGGAGAGACUCCACCUUCCAUCUCUGCCUCUGCCCCCCAGGUCUCACAGGCCCGGGCUGUGAGGUGAAUCCAGAUGACUGUGUCAGGCACCAGUGUCAGAACGGGGGCACCUGCCAGGAUGGGAUGGGCACCUACACCUGCCUCUGCUCAGAGGCCUGGACUGGCUGGGACUGCUCGGAAGAUGUGGAUGAAUGUGAGCCCCAGCAUCCCCCUCGCUGCAGAAACGGGGGUACCUGCCAGAACUCGGCUGGUGGCUUCCACUGUGUUUGUGUAAGUGGCUGGGGAGGCACAGGCUGCAAGGAGAACCUGGAUGACUGUGCUGCUGCCACCUGUGCCCCAGGAUCCACCUGCAUUGACCACGUGGGCUCCUUCUCCUGCCUCUGCCCACCUGGCCGCACAGGCCUCCUGUGUCACAUGGAGGACAUGUGCCUGAGCCAGCCAUGCCACAAGGAAGCCCAGUGCAGCACCAACCCCCUGACAGGCGCCACACUCUGCCUGUGUCAGCCUGGCUACGCAGGGCCCACCUGCCACCAGGACCUGGAUGAGUGCCAGAUGGCCUCACAAGGCUCUGGACCCUGUGAACACGGCGGCUCCUGCCUCAACACCCCCGGCUCCUUCGACUGCCUCUGUUCCCCUGGCUACACGGGCUCCCGCUGCGAGGCCAAUCACAAUGAGUGCCUGUCCCAGCCCUGCCACCCAGGCAGCACCUGCCUGGACCUGCUUGCCACCUUCCACUGCCUCUGCCCACCAGGCAUAGAAGGGCAGUUCUGUGAGAUGGAGACAGAUGAGUGUGCCUCGGCCCCUUGCUUGAACCAGGCAGACUGCCUCGACCAGCUCAAUGGCUUCCAGUGCGCCUGCCUGCCCGGAUUCACAGGCCCCCGAUGUGAGGAGGAUGUCAACGAGUGUGGCAGCUCUCCCUGUGCCAAUGGCGGGCAGUGCCAGGACCGGCCUGGGUCCUUCCAUUGCGAGUGUCUUCCAGGCUUUGAAGGCCCACGCUGUCAGGAGGAGGUAGACGAGUGUUUGAGUGGCCCAUGCCCCACAGGCGCCAGCUGCCUUGAUCUCCCAGGAGCCUUCUUUUGCCUCUGCCCCUCUGGCUUCACAGGUCAGCUCUGUGAGGUUCCCCUGUGUGCCCCCAACCUCUGCCAGCCCAAACAAAAAUGCCAGCAUCAGGACAAGCUCCACUGCCUCUGCCCCAGUGGAAGCCCUGGCUGUGCCCCUGCUGAGGACAACUGCACCUGCCAGCAUGGGCACUGCCAGAGAUCCUCGUGUGUGUGUGACGUGGGUUGGACAGGACCAGAGUGUGAGGCGGCACUGGGAGGCUGCAUCUCCAUGCCCUGCGCCCGUGGGGGAACCUGCCACCCCCAGCCCUCUGGCUACAACUGCACAUGCCCCACAGGCUACACAGGGCCCACCUGCACUGAAGAGGUGACAGCCUGUCACUCAGGACCCUGUCUCAAUGGUGGCUCCUGCAGCCCCAGCCCUGGGGGCUACUCCUGCACCUGCCCUCCAAACCACACUGGGCCCCACUGCCAGACCAACACCGACCACUGUGCCUCCAUGCCAUGCCUCAAUGGCGGUACCUGUGUGAAAAGGCUUGGCACUUCCUCCUGUUUCUGUGCCACUGGCUUCCAGGGCCCACGCUGUGAGGAAAGGAUCCAUCCCAGCUGUGCAGACAGCCCCUGUAGAAACUGGGCUACCUGCCAAGAUGGGCCCCAGGGUCCCCGCUGCCUCUGCCCUGCUGGCUACACAGGAAGCAGCUGUCAGACUCCGAUAGACAUAUGUGCCCAGAAGCCCUGUCCACACAACUCCCACUGCCUCCAGACUGGGCCCUCCUUCCAGUGCCUGUGCCUCCAGGGAUGGACCGGGCCUCUCUGUGAAGUCCCGCUGUCCUCCUGUCAGAAGGCUGCCCUGAGCCAAGGCACUGAAGUCUCUUUCCUGUGCCAGAAUGGAGGCCUCUGCAUUAACAGUGGCCCCUCCUACUUCUGUCGCUGUCCCACUGGAUUCCAAGGCAAUGUGUGCCAGGACAGGGUGAACCCAUGCCAGUCCAGGCCCUGCCAACAUGGGGCCACCUGUGUGGCCCAGCCCAAUGGGUAUCUGUGCCAGUGUGCCCCAGGCUACAGUGGACAGAACUGUUCAAAGGAACCCGAUGCUUGUCAAUCCCAGCCCUGUCACAACCGUGGGACCUGCACCCCAAAACCUGGAGGCUUCCACUGUGCCUGCCCUCCAGGCUUUGUGGGUCUGCACUGCGAGGGGUUUGUGAGUGAGUGUCUGGACCAGCGCUGCCACCCCAAAGGCACUGCAGCCUGCCACUCUCUAGCCAAUGCCUUCUACUGCCAGUGUCUGCCUGGACACACAGGCCCAUGGUGUGAAGUGGAGAUAGACCCCUGCCAGAGCCAGCCCUGCUCCCAUGGAGGGUCUUGUGAGGCCACAGCAGGACCACCCCCAGGUUUCACCUGCCACUGCCACAAGGGUUUUGAAGGCCCCACCUGCAGCCACAGAGCCCCCUCCUGUGGCCUCCACCACUGCCACCACGGUGGCCUGUGCCUGCCCUCCCCCAGGUCUGGCACCCCACCCCGCUGUGCCUGCCUCAAUGGCUACAGGGGCCCUGACUGCCUGGCCCCACCUGCUCCAGGCUGCGGCCCUCCUUCUCCUUGCUUCCACAAUGGCAGCUGCUCAGAGACCUCCAAGCUGGGGGGCCCAAGCUUUCGAUGCUCCUGCCCUCCCAGCUCCCUAGGGCCCCGGUGUCAGAGCCCCAGAGCAAAAGGGUGUGAAGGCAGAGGUGGAGAUGGAGCCUGUGACACUGGCUGCAGUGGCCCAGAAGGAAACUGGGAUGGAGGGGACUGUUCCCUGGGGGUCCUGGACCCCUGGAAGGGCUGCCCUUCCCACUCCCGCUGCUGGCUUCUCUUCCGGGAUGGGCAGUGCCACCCACAGUGUGACUCUGAAGAAUGUUUGUUUGAUGGCUAUGACUGUCAGACUCCUCCAGCCUGCACUCCAGCCUAUGACCACUUCUGCCAUGAUCACUUCCACAAUGGGCACUGCGAGAAAGGCUGCAACACUCCAGAAUGUGGCUGGGAUGGGGGAGACUGCAGGCCCCCCGAAGAAGAUGGGAAUUCCAAGUGGGGGCCCACCCUGGCCCUGCUGGUGGUGCUGAGCCCCCCAGCCCUGGACCAGCAGCUGCUUUCCCUGGCCCGGGUACUGUCCCUGACUCUGAGGGUGGGGCUCUGGGUAAGGAAGGAUAGUGACGGCAGGGACAUGGUGUACCCCUAUCCUGGGGCCCAGGCCGAACAGGAGCUAGGAGGAAUCCCAGACCCCUCUCAUCAGGAGACAGGAACUGCUCGAGCACAGCCUGUGGGCAAGGAGACAGACUCCCUCAGUGCAGGGUUUGUGGUGGUGAUGGGUGUGGAUUUGUCUCACUGUGGCCCUGACCACCCUGCAUCCCGCUGUCCCUGGGACCCUGGGCUCCUGCUCCGCUUCCUUGCUGCCAUGGCUGCAGUGGAGGCCCUGGAGCCCCUACUCCCAGGACCACUGCUGGCUGCCCACCCUCGUGCAGGCACUGUGCCCCCUGCCAACCAGCUUCCCUGGCCUGUGCUGUGCUCACUGGGGGCUGGGGUGUUUCUCCUGGCCCUCGGGGCUCUUCUGGUCCUCCAGCUCAUCCGGCGGCAGCGGCGGCAGCACCGAGAGCAUGGGGCCCUCUGGCUGCCCCCUGGGUUCACUCAAAGGCCUCGGACUCAGACAGCUCCCCACCAACGCCGGCCCCCACUGGGCGAGGACAGCAUCAGCCUCAAGUCACUGAAACUAGAGGCAGAAGCUGAUGAGGACAGAGUUGUGGAGCGCUCAGUCCCUGAGAAAGAAGAGGAGGCUGAAGAAAAGGCCUCACCCCCCAAGUGCCAGCUCUGGUCUCUGAGUGGUGACUGUCAGGAGCUCCCCGAGGCAGCCAUGCUGACUUCUCCCCAGAAAUCUGAGAUGGACAUACCUGAUGUGGAUACCCAUGGACCUGAUGGGGUGACACCCCUGAUGUCAGCAAUCUACUCUGGGGGAGUACAGUCCAGGACCUUCCAGGGGGCAUGGCAAGAAAGCUCUGAGUCCUGGGCUCCUCUGUUAGAUGGGGGGAACUGUCCCCAGGCUCAUACUGUGGGGACUGGGGAGACCCCUCUGCACCUGGCUGCCCGAUUUUCCCAGCCAACUGCUGUCUGCCGCCUCCUUGAGACUGGAGCCGACCCCAACCAGCCAGACAGAGCAGGGCGCACCCCCCUUCACACUGCUGUGGCUGCUGAUGCGAGGGAAGUCUGCCAGCUUCUACUCCGCAGCAGACAGACCACAGUGGAUGCCAGGACAGAGGAUGGAACCACGGCGCUGAUGCUGGCUGCCAGGCUGGCAGUGGAGGACCUGGUCGAAGAACUGAUUGCAGCCCAAGCAGAUGUAGGAGCCAGAGAUAAAUGGGGAAAAACCGCUCUGCACUGGGCAGCCGCCGUGAACAACGCCCGAGCCGCCCGCUCCCUUCUCCAAGCCGGAGCCGAUAAAGACGCCCAGGACCGCAGGGAGCAGACGCCACUGUUUCUGGCGGCGCGAGAAGGGGCGGUGGAGGUAGUCCAGCUGCUGCUAGGGCUGGGGGCAGCCAGAGAACUGCGGGAUCAGACUGGACUAACGCCCGCGGACAUCGCCCGCCAGCGCAACCACUGGGAUCUGCUGACAUUGCUUCAAGGGGCGGGGCCACCGCGGAUGCGUCACAAGGCCACGCCUAGCCGCCGGGGGAGAGCCUUCGCGCGUGCGCGGACCGCGUUGGGAAGUCUGCCGCCAAGCGGGGACAGGGCUCUGCUGCGCAGCUGGACGCUGUCAGCCGGAGCAGUCCCGCGCGGGCGCGGAGCAAGUCUGCAAAACCCGACUUUGUCGGUAGACUUGGCCGCGCAUGGGGGCGGGGUCUAUUCGCAAUGCCAAAGCCAAUCGAAAGGAGAAUCGGGAGAAGGUCCGCCCUGUGGCGGGAGGUUUUCCGCAGGCCUGCGUGGGCCGCGGCCCAACCCUGCUGUAGUGCACGGAAGAUCCCGGAGCGAGGGUGUGGCCUCAGCUGACUGGCCCUGCGACUGGGUGGCCCUAGGAGCCUGUGGUCCCUCUUCCAACACUCCGAUUCCGCCUUCUUGCCUCACUCUGUCCCGAGAUAGGGGAUCUCGAGUUGCCAGAGGUUCCCCCAUCCUACCGAGUAAUAACCUUAAAUGCAGUAAGCGAAGGUCAAAAGUAGAAGGCUAAUAGAACUUUCAUUCUAAAAGUGAGUACCCAGUGACCAUCUGGAAGUUCUCCAGAUUUUAAAGUUCUCUAAGCCCCGAAAGUAGAUGGUUGGGAAUAUAGCGUCCCUCCCAAAAUGAGUGUAUGCCCACUCACAACCGUCAUCUUCCACGUGGAGAAGAUGAAGCCCCACAAAGGGUUCCAGGUGCUGAGAUGAAGUAGGCCCAGUCCCUCCCCCAGAAAGUAAGAGUGAGGGGCUACAGGAGGGUAGGGUGGAGUGGGCCAUGUACCCUGAACUGGAACCAAGAGCUACAGAUAAAUAAGAUGUAAAUGUUCUUUCCUAUCUGUCUUUGGUUCCCAAAGGCAGCCUUUAGAUCACUCCCACUACCUACAAACAGCUGACAAAUAUUUAUUACGUGCCUGCUGUGUGUCAGGCAUUGCAGGUGCUGGGUGGGGGGGAGUGUCAAGGGCCACUCCAGCUGAAGAAUCCUUGCAUUCUCACUACCAUUCAACAAAUCACUGCAGGGAUGAAGCACCACUCUUCUAGCCACUGCUGUCUCUAUUUAAGAACCCCAAAUCUGCCACAAGAUAACACUCAUGUAGUGUUACCCACUUGUUAAGGGUUGGGGAGUGCAAUGGAAAAAAUACUUUGGGGAGUGACUGCAUAGCCUUUUCAGAAUUUUGUUUUCCAAGUUCUAUUUAGAUGGAGACUUUCAGUCUAGUUUAAGAACAAGAAUAAGAUUUGAAGGUCCUAUGUUAAUUUAGGGUAUCUGAAAGCAAGAGUCUAUAGUAGUCCAAGGAGAAGCCACACAGUAGACGCUUUUUCUUCCAACAGCAUUUAGUUAUAGCCACUUAGGAGACUCCCACGGGCCCAAGUUAGCUAGAGGAAGUUAGAACAUUUCAAACAACCCACAUUUCAGCAAUGUAGCUACACCUCUUUCAUGGUGGUGAUGAACCUGAGACAUGAAGGCUUGAAGCAUUUUGAAAUCUAAUAUUGUACAAGCAUACCUCACUUUUAUUGUGCUUCACUUUGCUGUGCUUCACAGAUGUUUCAUUAACAUUGAAAUCAUAUUAAAGUCAUUGAAAACAAAGACCUAGCAACAAAAAGAUUGUGACUCACUGAAGGUUCAAGUGAUGGUUAGCAUUUCUUAGCAAUAAAGUAUUUUU